Messenger RNA from Scomber japonicus (chub mackerel), 702 nucleotides. RefSeq names its product EKC/KEOPS complex subunit Lage3. Gene Ontology annotation, cellular component: EKC/KEOPS complex. The transcript has 4 exons. The record is from RefSeq and is a predicted model, not a curated record. Bases 16 to 309 code for a protein of 97 amino acids. NCBI's taxonomy places the organism in Eukaryota, Metazoa, Chordata, Actinopteri, Scombriformes, Scombridae.
UCAACAACAACCAUCAUGGCGGCCGCAGAGGGAGAAUCAAACCACGCAGAGGGAAAGCUGGAGUUUUCUCUAGACGUUCCUUUCCCUUCGUCUCGUGACGCCGUCAUCGCUCUGAACUCUUUGUCACCCGACAGAGAACCGAGGAGAGGAGGCAUCAGUAAACACCUGGAGGUGACAGGAAGCACGCUGUCUGUGAAGUGGAGCGCAGAUGAAGCUCGGAUCCUCCGCGUGUCAGUGAACUCGUUUAUGGAUCAUCUGUCGCUCGUCAUGGAAACCAUGGAGAUGUUCGGACCCGCUGUCCCGCUCUGAGUUCAACAUCUGGAUCAGGAAGGUUCAGGUUCAACAUCUGGAUCAGGAAGGUUCAACAUCUGGAUCAACAUCUGGAUCAGGAGGGUUCAGGUUCAACAUCUGGAUCAACAUCUGGAUCAGGAGGGUUCAGGUUCAACAUCUGGAAGAAAGAACAGGCUGAAAAAAGGACAUUUAACUGGCAGCUGUUUUUUUAAGCGCUUAUUUGAACUUUUCUGGAGGCUGAGAGAUCACAAAGACGUUAAAACAUGUUUUCUAUUGAGUUUAAAUAAAUGAAUGUACAGCAUCGAUAUUAUUAAUGUUACAACAAACUACAAUAAACCUGAUUUCAAACAUUUGCAGCUUUUCUGUAUUUAAAUUAAACAGGUUUUAUUUAAAGCAGCAACAAUAUUCAUA